UCACAUUUGUGUCUUAAGGGCUAAUCACAUUGGAAGCAAUGCCACCAGACUCCUCCUAAUCUCUCUAUUAGAGCUUUCCACCCACAAUGGCCAUCAAAAAGGUGCCAACUCUCCCCUACCGUCGAGGCUCGGACGCCUCCGAAGCGGACUUCUUCGACAUCCCCGACGAACCGUGCUGGGCCAUCAUCAAGCGCCAGCUGCGACACCUCCGGACCUGGGUCGCGUUCAUCUUCUUCGUGCUCUUCAUCCUCUUCCUCCGCCGCGAGAAACCCCCGCCGCCGAAAGUGACCCAUAUCGACUACACCCGAGUGGACUGGACCCGCUACGCCUACAGCCAAUAUGCCACCUCGAGCCCAUACCUGUGCAACGCACUUUUGACAUUCGACGCACUGGAGCGCCUCGGCAGCAAAGCGCAGCGCGUGCUCUUCUACCCCGAGAAAUGGGAUGUAGUGGUGGAAAGCGACCGGGACCGGGACAGCCAGUUGCUGGCGAUGGCGCAUGAGAAGUACAAUGCGCUGCUGGUGCCGAUCGAUGUGCAGAUGGUCAAGGCAGGAGCAGGCCCCGGCGAAUCCUGGGACAAGAGCACGACGAAAUUCCUCGCAUUCGGCGAAACAGAAUUCGACCGGGUAAUCCACAUCGACUCAGACGCCACGGUGCUGCAGAACCUGGACGAACUGUUUUUCCUGCCCUCGGCGCAGGUCGCCAUGCCGCGCGCCUACUGGCAGCUCCCAGAGAAGCGGCAGCUAUCGUCGCUGCUGAUCGUGCUGGAGCCGUCAUUCAAGGAGUACUACGCGCUGACGGAGGCCGGCGAGGCGGUGACGUACGGGCAGGUCAACACCACCACCAGCUCCUCCGCGGCGGCAGCCCAGGGCGGCAGCCGGUACGACAUGGAGCUGAUGAACGGCCGGUACGGCGACUCGGCGCUGGUGCUACCGCACCGCCAGUACGGGCUGAUCACGGGCGAGUUCCGCGCCGACGACCACCGCGCCUUCCUGGGCAACGAGUGGGAGGCCUGGGACCCUGAGCGUGUCCUCAGCGAGGCCAAGCUCGUACAUUUCUCUGACUGGCCGCUGCCCAAGCCGUGGGUCAUGUGGCCCCAGGAGCUGCUGGCUGAUAUGUUGCCCAAGUGCAAGGUCAUGCCUGGUACCAUGCAGGAGAGCGGGUGCAAAGACCGCGAGAUCUGGAAGAAGCUCUACGAUGAUUUUCGCCGUAGGCGGAGGGACGUAUGUAAGCUUCUCAGCUACCCGGCGCCGAACUGGCCGCCGCGGGAAAACCCCGAGACCUCCUCGCAGAACGAGGCACCUCAACCUCAACCUGUUUCAUGAUCGCAAACUAUACCAUAGGCAGUUUUUCGGCGUCAUCGGGUGUUUAUAUUAGAUGGGUUGUCACUGGACUUUUUAUUUGGGAUAGACUGUCGUACUCCAAGCAUUUCGCACUGUAUAUUAGCCACAGGAUGGAGGGUAUCAUGACAAACAAAAUCAAUG
Molecule: messenger RNA, 1484 nt
Organism: Aspergillus homomorphus CBS 101889
Lineage: Eukaryota; Fungi; Ascomycota; Eurotiomycetes; Eurotiales; Aspergillaceae
Product: nucleotide-diphospho-sugar transferase
Exons: 3
Coding region: 87-1325 (412 amino acids)
Molecular function (GO): glycosyltransferase activity
Source: RefSeq, a predicted model, not a curated record